Molecule: messenger RNA, 3144 nt
Organism: Mauremys reevesii (Reeves's turtle)
Lineage: Eukaryota; Metazoa; Chordata; Testudines; Geoemydidae
Gene: RAG1
Product: recombination activating 1
Exons: 1
Coding region: 1-3144 (1047 amino acids)
Biological process (GO): adaptive immune response; V(D)J recombination; pre-B cell allelic exclusion
Cellular component (GO): endodeoxyribonuclease complex; nucleus; DNA recombinase complex
Molecular function (GO): double-stranded DNA endonuclease activity; sequence-specific DNA binding; ubiquitin protein ligase activity
Source: RefSeq, a predicted model, not a curated record
AUGGACGUGCUGACAUCACCAAGCAUGGGCCUGCACACUAUGCCGGAAGAAAUCCAGCACCCAUAUACUAAAUUUUCUGAAUGGAAGUUCAAGCUUUUUAAAGUGAGAUCAUUUGAAAAGGCACCUUCUGGAGACAACCAAGAGGCAAAUAAAGAGAAAGCAGAGAAGGUGGCCUCUUUGGACAAAGGCACUACAGUGCAGAUGGAUGCGGCAGUUCCAGUGGCAGAAAAGCCACUUCUGGCAGAUACAGACUUAAAUCACAAUAAGCAGGCUCUCAAAAAAGAUGCUGACAACCUGAAAAUGCAAGAGAAUGCAGCUCAUCAAGCAAACCUGCAGCAGCUCUGCCGCAUCUGUGGAGUUUCAUUUAAAACUGAUCGCUACAAGAGAAGUCAUCCUGUGCAUGGACCAGUGGACAGUGAAACUCAGGGACUUCUGAGAAAGAAAGAGAAAAGAGCAACAUCUUGGCCAGAUCUUAUUGCCAAGAUUUUUAAGAUUGACGUGCGAGGAGAUAUCGACACAAUACACCCCACUCGGUUUUGUCACAACUGCUGGAGCAUCAUCCACAGAAAGUUCAGCAACGCCCCAUGUGAAGUGUAUUUCCCGAGGAACAGCACCAUGGAUUGGAAGUCCCACUCCCCAAACUGCACUGUUUGUUAUACUGCUCGUCGUGGGGUUAAGAGAAAGAACCAGCCAUCCAAUUUACAGCUGGGCAAAAGGCUCAAGAUCAUUGCAGAACGUGCCAGAAAAACUAAAAGUGUAAAAAAACAAGUACAGGUGAACAACAAAAAUCUUAUGAAAAAGAUUGCCAACUGCAAGAAGAUACAUCUUAGCACCAAACUUCUUGCAGUUGACUACCCUGCAGAUUUCGUUAAGUCCAUCUCUUGCCAGGUCUGUGAGCAUAUUCUGGCAGACCCAGUGGAAACGACAUGUAGCCACUUAUUCUGCAGAACCUGCAUCCUUAAGUGCCUCAAAGUUAUGGGCAGCUAUUGUCCCUCCUGCCGAUACCCUUGCUUCCCUACUGACCUGGUGAGUCCAGUGAAAUCCUUCCUGAACAUCCUCAAUUCCCUGACUGUGCGAUGCCCAGUGAAAGAAUGUGAUGAGGAGGUUUUGCUGGGCAAAUACUGCCAUCAUCUGUCCAGCCACAAAGAGGUGAAAAGGAAAGAGAUUUACACGCACGUAAAUAAAGGCGGCCGACCGAGGCAACACUUACUCUCAUUGACCAGGAGAGCGCAAAAGCAUCGUCUGAGAGAACUCAAGCUUCAAGUCAAAGCUUUUGCUGAGAAAGAAGAAGGAGGUGAUAUAAAGGCUGUGUGCCUAACUUUGUUCCUGCUGGCUCUGAGAGCAAGAAAUGAACACAGACAAGCAGAUGAGUUGGAAGCUAUAAUGCAAGGGAAGGGAUCAGGGCUUCACCCAGCUGUUUGCCUGGCAAUCCGAGUCAACACCUUUCUCAGCUGUAGCCAGUACCAUAAAAUGUACAGAACUGUAAAAGCUAUAAGUGGGAGGCAGAUCUUCCAGCCAUUGCAUGCUCUCCGCACUGCUGAGAAGGCACUCUUGCCAGGUUAUCAUCCAUUUGAGUGGAAACCCCCUUUGAAAAAUGUGUCCACUAAUACAGAAGUGGGAAUUAUAGAUGGGCUGUCAGGGCUGCCACACUCAGUUGAUGACUACCCAGUAGACACAAUUGCCAAGAGGUUUCGAUAUGAUGCAGCCUUGGUUUCUGCCUUAAUGGACCUGGAGGAAGACAUUUUGGAAGGCAUGAAAGCACAAGACCUGGAUGACUAUUUGAAUGGCCCCUUCACUGUGGUGGUGAAGGAGUCUUGUGAUGGGAUGGGAGAUGUCAGUGAGAAGCAUGGAAGUGGACCACCUGUCCCUGAGAAGGCAGUUCGAUUUUCUUUCACCCUCAUGAACAUCAGUAUAGCUCAUGGUAAUGAAAAUAUAAGGAUCUUUGAAGAAGUCAAGCCCAAUUCAGAGCUGUGUUGCAAGCCCUUGUGCCUUAUGCUGGCUGAUGAAUCAGACCAUGAGACUCUGACAGCCAUCCUGAGCCCUCUCAUAGCAGAAAGAGAGACAAUGAAAAGCAGCGUUUUGCUUCUUGAAAUGGGAGGCAUCCUCAGAACAUUCAAAUUCAUCUUUAGGGGUACAGGUUAUGAUGAGAAACUUGUCCGUGAAGUGGAAGGCCUUGAAGCCUCAGGCUCUACUUACAUCUGCACUCUUUGUGAUGCAACUCGCCUGGAAGCAUCUCAGAACUUGGUCCUCCACUCCAUAACAAGAAGUCAUGCUGAAAACCUGGAGCGCUAUGAGGUAUGGAGGUCCAACCCAUAUAAUGAAUCUGUUGAUGAGUUACGUGACAGAGUGAAGGGUGUUUCUGCCAAACCUUUCAUUGAGACUGUUCCUUCCAUAGAUGCACUGCAUUGUGACAUUGGCAAUGCGGCUGAGUUCUACAAGAUAUUCCAGUUUGAGAUAGGUGAGGUGUACAAGAAACCUGACAUAUCUAAAGAAGAGAGGAAAAGGUGGCAGUCGACUCUUGACAAGCACCUUAGGAAGAAGAUGAACCUGAAGCCCAUAAUGAGGAUGAAUGGAAACUUUGCUAGAAAGCUUAUGACCAAAGAGACAGUGGAAGCAGUAUGUGAAUUAAUAAAGUGUGAGGAAAGGCAUGAAGCCCUAAGAGAACUGAUGGACCUUUACCUUAAGAUGAAACCAGUGUGGAGGUCUUCAUGCCCAGCCAAAGAGUGCCCAGAAUUGCUGUGUCAGUAUAGCUUCAACUCACAACGUUUUGCUGAGCUCCUGUCCACAAAGUUCAAGUACAGAUAUGAGGGCAAGAUUACGAAUUACUUUCACAAAACUCUUGCUCAUGUUCCUGAAAUCAUUGAAAGAGAUGGCUCCAUUGGCGCCUGGGCAAGUGAAGGGAAUGAGUCUGGGAACAAAUUAUUUAGGCGUUUCCGAAAAAUGAAUGCCAGGCAGUCAAAAUGCUAUGAAAUGGAGGAUGUCUUGAAGCACCACUGGCUGUAUACCUCUAAGUACCUGCAGAAGUUCAUGAAUGCCCAUAAUACAUUGAAAAGCCAGGGCUUCACAAUCGAUCCAGGGCAGAGUUUAGAAGACUCUCUGGCAUUGGAAGGCACUUUAGAAAUAACUGAUUCUAUGGAAUUCUAA